AUGGCGCGCUUCGACUGGGAUUUUGUGCGGGAGAGGCUCAUCCAGCCGUGCGUGGACGCCCACCUGAGGGUUUUCGAUAUGUCAAUCGAACGUCUCGACCAGAUCAACUACCAGCGCAACGGCAAGGACUUCGUUGUCCCCGGACCCGGCAUCCAGAUCAAGUACUCGCCUGCUAUGGGAGCGCCCUACAAUCUUGACGUGAUCUACUACGUCAUUGUGCGUCUGCUGCUGCCUGCGCUUGCGCAUGCAGCAUUGCCAACAUCAGCGGAAUACGACCUCGCCUGUCCUGGAAGGUACGGGGGCACAGCCCGGUUCCUACCUGUCGGCAAGCUACAGUUCCUGCGUAAGCCACAUGAGAGACGCUGGACACCUGAACUCUGCCAAGUAUGGGCGGCCGCAUCAUCAACAGUAACCAUUCCGGCAGCCAGAAAAGAAAAAGCACCUUCGACGCAACCCUGUGGGCUUGGUGACUGUGCCAUUGCACUUAUCACUAAUCAGUUCACUCUCGCUAUGCAGUUCAAAGCAGUCAUUUGGGGGCCGAAUGGAAGCCUAUGUGCUCAGAAUUCUCCAGGAAGAGGCAUGCUCAACCGUGGAUUACCCUGCGUGUGGUUUCGCCCCCUUGGGCUACAGUCCGCACUGCCACCUGCUCGACAUGCCGCCGUACCCGGUGACGACGCCAAAGUCCAACUAUGCGGAGCACGACGGCGACACACUUGCGGCACCCACGUCAAGCAGCUGCCUUUGGAGGCUACACGCGAGGAGUCCGAUUUGGCCAUUCCAGAGGACACGCUGGCCGAAAGCUUGCCACAAAAGCAGCUGCCUCUUAGAAGCAGCCACUAAUGGCACAUAUUGUGUACAUAUGAUAUAUUUAUGUGCUUCUGUACGAACAUUUUUGCCAUGAAUUGGUUGACGUAAAUUUGUGUAGUUGCUCUACAUCUUUCUUUACCACUUCUUUGAAUAAACACAGCUAGCACUC
Molecule: messenger RNA, 976 nt
Organism: Dermacentor silvarum
Lineage: Eukaryota; Metazoa; Arthropoda; Arachnida; Ixodida; Ixodidae
Exons: 4
Coding region: 1-840 (279 amino acids)
Source: RefSeq, a predicted model, not a curated record